Gorilla gorilla gorilla (western lowland gorilla) is the source of this 6342-nucleotide messenger RNA. It is a transcript of the gene CDC42BPG, whose product is annotated as CDC42 binding protein kinase gamma. Gene Ontology annotation, biological process: actomyosin structure organization; peptidyl-threonine phosphorylation. Lineage: Eukaryota; Metazoa; Chordata; Mammalia; Primates; Hominidae. Gene Ontology annotation, cellular component: cytoskeleton; cytoplasm. The record is from RefSeq and is a predicted model, not a curated record. The transcript is spliced from 37 exons. Bases 148 to 4878 code for a protein of 1576 amino acids. Gene Ontology annotation, molecular function: ATP binding; protein serine/threonine kinase activity.
GGCGGAGGAAGGUGACAGCGGGGAGGGCGGGAGAGUGGGGGGAGGACGCGCGGACAGAGCCUCAGACUGUUGGGCUGACGGACGGCCCGACAGGCGGGCAUGCGGGCGGCCAGACUGUAGCCGAGCAGCGAGGCUCCGGCCGCAGCCAUGGAGCGGCGGCUGCGCGCGCUGGAGCAGCUGGCGCGGGGCGAGGCCGGCGGCUGCCCGGGGCUCGACGGCCUCCUAGAUCUGCUGCUGGCGCUGCACCACGAGCUCAGCAGCGGCCCCCUACGGCGGGAGCGCAGCGUGGCGCAGUUCCUGAGCUGGGCCAGCCCCUUCGUAUCAAAGGUGAAAGAACUGCGUCUGCAAAGAGAUGACUUUGAGAUCUUGAAGGUGAUCGGCCGAGGAGCCUUUGGGGAGGUCGCCGUGGUGAGGCAGAGGGACACUGGGCAGAUUUUUGCCAUGAAAAUGCUGCACAAGUGGGAGAUGCUGAAGAGGGCUGAGACAGCCUGUUUCCGGGAGGAGCGGGAUGUGCUCGUGAAAGGGGACAGCCGUUGGGUGACCACUCUGCACUAUGCCUUCCAAGACGAGGAGUACCUGUACCUUGUGAUGGACUACUAUGCCGGUGGGGACCUCCUGACGCUGCUGAGCCGCUUCGAGGACCGUCUCCCGCCCGAGCUGGCCCAGUUCUACCUGGCUGAGAUGGUGCUGGCCAUCCACUCGCUGCACAAGCUGGGUUAUGUCCACAGGGAUGUCAAGCCAGACAACGUCCUGCUGGAUGUGAACGGGCACAUUCGCCUGGCUGACUUCGGCUCCUGCCUGCGUCUCAACACCAACGGCAUGGUGGAUUCAUCAGUGGCAGUAGGGACGCCGGACUAUAUCUCCCCUGAGAUCCUGCAGGCCAUGGAGGAGGGCAAGGGCCACUACGGCCCACAGUGUGACUGGUGGUCGCUUGGAGUCUGCGCCUAUGAGCUGCUCUUUGGGGAGACGCCCUUCUAUGCUGAGUCCUUGGUGGAAACCUAUGGCAAGAUCAUGAACCACGAGGACCACCUGCAGUUCCCCCCGGACGUGCCUGACGUGCCAGCCAGCGCCCAAGACCUGAUCCGCCAGCUGCUGUGUCGCCAGGAAGAGCGGCUAGGCCGUGGUGGGCUGGACGACUUCCGGAACCAUCCUUUCUUCGAAGGCGUGGACUGGGAGCAGCUGGCGAGCAGCACGGCCCCCUAUAUUCCUGAGCUGCGGGGGCCCAUGGACACCUCCAACUUUGAUGUGGAUGACGACACCCUCAACCAUCCAGGGACCCUGCCACCGCCCUCCCACGGGGCCUUCUCCGGCCACCACCUGCCAUUUGUGGGCUUCACCUACACCUCAGGCAGUCACAGUCCUGAGAGCAGCUCUGAGGCCUGCGCUGCCCUGGAGCAGAAGCUCCGGUGUCUGGAGCAGGAGAAGGUGGAGCUGAGCAGGAAGCACCAAGAGGCCCUGCACGCCCCCACAGACCAUCGGGAGCUGGAGCAGCUACAGAAAGAAGUGCAGACUCUGCGGGACAGGCUGCCAGAGAUGCUGAGGGACAAGGCCUCAUUGUCCCAGACGGAUGGGCCCCCAGCUGGUAGCCCAGGUCAGGACAGUGACCUACGGCAGGAGCUUGACCGACUUCACCAGGAGCUGGCCGAGGGUCGGGCAGGGCUGCAGGCUCAGGAGCAGGAGCUCUGCAGGGCCCAGGGGCAGCAGGAGGAGCUGCUUCAGAGGCUACAGGAGGCCCAGGAGAGAGAGGCGGCUACAGCUAGCCAGACCCGGGCCCUGAGCUCCCAGCUGGAGGAAGCCCGGGAUGCCCAGAGGGAGCUGGAGGCCCAGGUGUCCUCCCUGAGCCGGCAGGUGACGCAGCUGCAGGGACAGUGGGAGCAACGCCUUGAGGAGUCUUCCCAGGCCAAGGUAGUCAAGUCCUCCCCCUUGACCAUCCACACAGCCUCUGAGACCAACGGGAUGGGAUCCCCCGAGGGUGGGCCUCUGGAGGCCCAACUGAGGAAGGAGGUGGCCGCCCUGCGAGAGCAGUUGGAGCAGGCCCACAGCCACAGGCCGAGUGGUAAGGAGGAGGCUCUGUGCCAGCUGCAGGAGGAAAACCGGAGGCUGAGCCAGGAGCAGGAGCGGCUAGAAGCAGAGCUGGCCCAGGAGCAGGAGAGCAAGCAGCGGCUGGAGGGUGAGCGGCGGGAGACGGAGAGCAACUGGGAGGCCCAGCUCGCCGACAUCCUCAGCUGGGUGAACGAUGAGAAGGUCUCAAGAGGCUACCUGCAGGCCCUGGCCACCAAGAUGGCAGAGGAGCUGGAGUCCUUGAGGAACGUAGGCACCCAGACGCUCCCUGCCCGGCCACUGGACCACCAGUGGAAGGCGCGGCGACUGCAGAAGAUGGAGGCCUCAGCCAGGCUGGAGCUGCAGUCAGCGCUGGAGGCCGAGAUCCGCGCCAAGCAGGGCCUGCAGGAGCGGCUGACGCAGGUGCAGGAGGCCCAGCUGCAGGCUGAGCGCCGUCUGCAGGAGGCCGAGAAGCAGAGCCAGGCCCUGCAACAGGAGCUCGCCAUGCUGCGGGAGGAGCUGCGGGCCCGAGGGCCAGUGGACACCAAGCCCUUAAACUCCCUGAUUCCCUUCCUGUCCUUCCGGAGCUCAGAGAAGGAUUCUGCCAAGGACCCUGGCAUCUCAGGAGAGGCCACAAGGCAUGGAGGGGAACCAGAGCUGAGGCCGGAGGGCCGACGCAGCCUGCGCAUGGGGGCUGUGUUCCCCAGAGCACCCACUUCCAACACAGCCUCUACAGAAGGUCUUCCUGCUAAGGGAUGGGGCAUGGGGCCCUGGGAGGCCUUGGAUAAUGGCUGUCCCCCUCCCCAGCCCGGCUCACACACGCUGCGCCCCCGGAGCUUCCCAUCCCCGACCAAGUGUCUCCGCUGCACCUCGCUGAUGCUGGGCCUGGGCCGCCAGGGCCUGGGUUGUGAUGCCUGCGGCUAUUUUUGUCACACAACCUGUGCCCCACAGGCCCCACCCUGCCCCGUGCCCCCUGACCUCCUCCGCACAGCCCUGGGAGUACACCCCGAAACAGGCACAGGCACUGCCUAUGAGGGCUUUCUGUCGGUGCCGCGGCCCUCAGGCGUCCGGCGGGGCUGGCAGCGCGUGUUUGCUGCCCUGAGUGACUCACGCCUGCUGCUGUUUGACGCCCCUGACCCGAGGCUCAGCCCACCCAGCGGGGCCCUCCUGCAGGUCCUAGAUCUGAGGGACCCCCAGUUCUCGGCUACCCCCGUCCUGGCCUCUGAUGUCAUCCAUGCCCAAUCCAGGGACCUGCCACGCAUCUUUAGGGUGACGACCUCCCAGCUGGCAGUGCCGCCCACCACGUGCACUGUGCUGCUGCUGGCGGAGAGCAAGGGGGAGCGGGAACGCUGGCUGCAGGUGCUGGGUGAGCUGCAGCGGCUGCUGCUGGACGCGCGGCCAAGACCCCGGCCCGUGUACACACUCAAGGAGGCCUACGACAACGGGCUGCCACUGCUGCCUCACACGCUCUGCGCUGCCAUCCUCGACCAGGAUCGACUUGCGCUUGGCACCGAGGAGGGGCUCUUUGUCAUCCAUCUGCGCAGCAACGACAUCUUCCAGGUGGGGGAGUGCCGGCGUGUGCAGCAGCUGACCUUGAGCCCCAGUGCAGGCCUGCUGGUCGUGCUGUGUGGCCGCGGCCCCAGCGUGCGUCUCUUUGCCCUGGCGGAGCUGGAGAACAUAGAGGUAGCAGGUGCCAAGAUCCCCGAGUCUCGAGGCUGCCAGGCGCUGGCAGCUGGAAGCAUCCUGCAGGCCCGCACCCCGGUGCUCUGUGUAGCCGUCAAGCGCCAGGUGCUCUGCUACCAGCUGGGCCCGGGCCCUGGGCCCUGGCAGCGCCGCAUCCGUGAGCUGCAGGCACCCGCCACUGUGCAGAGCCUGGGGCUGCUGGGCGACCGGCUAUGUGUGGGCGCCGCCGGUGGCUUUGCACUCUACCCGCUGCUCAACGAGGCUGCGCCGUUGGCGCUGGGGGCCGGUUUGGUGCCUGAGGAGCUGCCACCAUCCCGUGGGGGCCUGGGUGAGGCACUGGGUGCCAUGGAGCUUAGCCUCAGCGAGUUCCUGCUACUCUUCACCACUGCUGGCAUCUAUGUGGAUGGUGCAGGCCGCAAGUCUCGUGGCCACGAGCUGUUGUGGCCAGCAGCGCCCAUGGGCUGGGGGUAUGCGGCCCCCUACCUGACAGUGUUCAGCGAGAACUCCAUCGAUGUGUUUGACGUGAGGAGGGCAGAAUGGGUGCAGACCGUGCCGCUCAAGAAGGUGCGGCCCCUCAAUCCAGAGGGCUCCCUGUUCCUCUACGGCACCGAGAAGGUCCGCCUGACCUACCUCAGGAACCAGCUGGCAGAGAAGGACGAGUUCGACAUCCCGGACCUCACCGACAACAGCCGGCGCCAGCUGUUCCGCACCAAGAGCAAGCGCCGCUUCUUUUUCCGCGUGUCGGAGGAGCAGCAGAAGCAGCAGCGCAGGGAGAUGCUGAAGGACCCUUUUGUGCGCUCCAAGCUCAUCUCGCCGCCUACCAACUUCAACCACCUAGUACACGUGGGCCCUGCCAACGGGCGGCCAGGCGCCAGGGACAAGUCCCCGGCUCCCGAAGAGAAGGGCCGAAUUGCCCGCGGCUCCGGCCCACAGCGGCCCCACAGCUUCUCCGAGGCGUUGCGGCGCCCAGCCUCCAUGGGCAGCGAAGGCCUCGGUGGAGACGCAGACCCCAUGAAGAGGAAACCCUGGACAUCCCUGUCCAGCGAGUCUGUGUCCUGCCCCCAGGGAUCGCUGAGCCCUGCAACCUCCCUAAUGCAGGUCUCAGAACGGCCCCGAAGCCUCCCCCUAUCCCCUGAAUUGGAGAGCUCUCCUUGAUGCCCUCUGUUAGGGCCCACCCCAAUCCCAGGGCAGAAGGACAUGAGGGAGCAAAGAGCUUGAGGAAUGCCAUACUCCGGCUGGUCCGGGACAUGGAAAUUCGGACUCAGGGAGGACCCGGGCUGGGCAAUGACUGGGAGACUUGCCUGGGUUCCCAGGACUUGGGGGUCCUGACUCCCAGCCCUCAUCCUGCCUUACUCCUCUGUUCCCAGCCCCAGCCUUUCUAAGCCAUUGGGAAUAGAAUGGCCCCUUUUGUUCUGGUGUCCAGGGGUGAUUGUGCCAAAGCUCUUAUUUCCAGUGCCAAGCCCCCAGAGGCUUGUAAGAGUUGGGAUGAGGGAUGGAGAGGGACUGGGUCUCUGGGAACAGGUUGGAGGUCUUAUCUGUGGACUGUCUGACUCCCAGCUGAGGCCAAGAUGGGGCAUUUCCCGGUCUCUGCUUAGCAUCUGGGUGAGAAAAACAGGCUGUGAUCCAGAGGAAGGGAAGAUAGACAAGGAGGGAAAGGAUGUAGGUGAAGGAGGUGAGAGACAGGAUAGGAGGAAGGAAGUGGAGGAGGAGGUGAUAGGAAUUGGAAGGAGGUAGAAGCCGUGCAGAGGAAGAGGGGAGAGGGACGAAGGAGGAGCGAUGAAGAAGAGGAGGGAGACAAAAAGAGGGAUGGAGGAGAGAGGGAGUCUGGAGAGCAAAGGGUCCUUUCUCUGGGGAGGGGUGCGGUGGGCGGGGCUGACACUGUCAGCCAAUCCUCCCAUGGGGGAAGAGAAUCCUGGACAGGGACAGGAUGGGGAGGGUAUUUAUAAGGGCUUUUUGGUGGGAGAUGGGUACCCAGUGGGGGCCACUGGAGGGUCUCCAGGCACACUCUGGCCCUUCCCAGAAAGGGGGUCGUUUUUCUCGAAUCUUCAACGAGUUGUGUAUUAGGGGAAACUAGGGUGCAUUUUACUAUUGAUCACAGUCAUUAUAUUGUUAUUAUAUUACUAUUUUUAUUAAACCUCCCCCCACUGAAGUGUGGGGGGCAAAAUAAGUAUUUAUUUCCUCAAAUGCCACAUUCCCAGGAGGGACAGACCCUGAUGCUCUGUGAGGCAGCAAGAAACCAAUAAAGAUGCCGGGCGCGGUGGCUCACGCCUGUAAUCCCAGCACUUUGGGAGGCCGAGGUGGGCAGAUCCCGAGGUCAGGAGAUCGAGACCAUCCUGGCUAACACGGUGAAACCCCAUCUCUACUAAAAAUACAAAAAAUUAGCCGGGCGUGGUGACGGGUGCCUGUAGUCCCUGUAGUCCCUGCUACUCGGGAGGCUGAGGCAGGAGAAUGGCGUAAACCCGGGAGGCGGAGCUUGCAGUGAGCCAAGAUCGCGCCACUGCACUCCAGCCUGGGCGACAGAGCGAGACUCCGUCUCAAAAAAAAAAAAAAAAAAAAAAUGAACUCCAUAUACUCUUCCCCUAGAUCCACCAAUAAACAUUUUGCUGCUUCUGCUUCCUA